Molecule: messenger RNA, 2971 nt
Organism: Cyclopterus lumpus (lumpfish)
Lineage: Eukaryota; Metazoa; Chordata; Actinopteri; Perciformes; Cyclopteridae
Exons: 4
Coding region: 816-2753 (645 amino acids)
Molecular function (GO): 3'-5'-RNA exonuclease activity
Source: RefSeq, a predicted model, not a curated record
UUUUGACUUCACCACGCUGUGUUGUGCAGAUCGGGAACGAAGACGAGUUUCACGGUGGUGUAGCCUCCGGGGAAGGAAAAGAGUUUCUUCACUGUGAUGUCAUCAUGCACCAUAGUGCCGGCGGGAGGCCUUUCUUCUGGAGGGGACACCACUGAAACACACAAUGGAGGAGGGCCAAAAUGUCUCUCUUUGUGGUAAAGCAGCUGUACCUGAAGAUAAUCUGAGAGACGAGUACUUUUGGAAGCUUGUUGCGGACUUCAUUGGUCCUCAAUCGGGAGAAGGGCUCGAGCUGGAAAAGGCACCAUGCAAGACUAGACUUUUAGUUCAAGUAGGACUUAUGAGAGAGGACAAUAAUUUCCCCUGGACUGGCGUUGUAUAUUGGCUCACGAAAAUCUUCCCCAGCCAUCAGUCGGCUGACUUUCGGCGUUUGAUUGAAAGAGGCAUCGCAACGACGUUGAGCCUCGAAAGUGAUGCGAGGCUGACCUUCCUAGAGUCAGACGCCAACUUUAACUUUGUCGGCCCGAUAUGCGACAGCAUAGGAGUUGAACGGCAACAUCUUUUAGAAAUGAGGGAUUUUUCGGAGCGAGCGCAGUCGAUCGAAGUCACAAAUGGAUUGAUUCUCGAGUUGAGCAACUUUGUCACCAGGGAGAAAAUCGCACCGGUUGUUUUAGUCACUUGGCUUAGAAAUUUCAACUCUGAGUUCUGUGAGAAUGGGAAUAUUCAAAAAGCGUAUAAAGUCCUCAGGCCCAAGAUAAAAAAAAUUAAAACUGCAUUACCGCAAUUAUGAGACAAGGAGUCACAGGAGGAAUGCGGCGAUGGAAAAUCUGCGUCAGACCCCGUUUGAACUGGUGCGGAAAAAGAUGCCAAGAUUUAUUGUGAAGAAACGCAUGAAGAGAGAGGACGCGAUACAUUACGAAAAAGUUACAAUCAAGGAGGAAUACGAGAGCGAUGAAAUCAUGCAAGACGAAGCGCCCGAGGUGAACAGAGAGCGCGUGAGGAAAAUAAUCCUAAAAGACGAAGUCUCUGUAUGCGAUGAGAAUGGUGACGAUUUGGAAUCCAACAGUGACGAAGAAACCUCGGAUGAAAAACCAGAGCCGCUGACCCUGCUCGACAUUGCCAUGGUGUCUGUCCAAAAGCUGUCAUGCAUGUACGGUGUGAAGAACGAAGCGUGCCAGCAGGUUUGCUUGGAUCUCCUCAAAAAUCAGUACGCUCUGACGUGCAAGGAGCAUCCGGCCAUGGCAGAGUUUGAGAAGAAACUUGACGCGCUCUGUGAGGACGUGUCACUCGUUUAUCCGGUGGUGUUUUUAAACUACAACGCCAACUUCCUCGUCGAGAUGCACGACGCCGUGGAGCAGCAGAUCAUGAACUUCGAAAAAGAGAUUAUUCUGUCGACGGGAGAGAAACUUGGCCGCGACAAGCUCCCCAAAUUCGGGGACUUUGUGAAUUUGUCCGAAAGUGCCACGUCGCGCUACAUCCACAUGGCUUGCGAUGUCGUGAGUCCCGGCGUCCCCGGCACGCAGAACUACAGGAAGCACUGGGUAGCCUUCUGUGAGGAAAAGAAAAACCCCUCCAGGCUUUCAGUAAAUCAGUCGAAUCAAUUCACCAGCUACUUUGAAUCUGCGGCGGGUCUCAUCCACCAUCACAAAGAGAUGGCGCUCUUCUUCUCCGAUUUGCUGUCGAUGAACAACGACAAGUGCCCAAACAUUAUUCUGGAGUGCGUUGCUGCCGAUGCCAGUGAUCCUGUGAUACAGAGCCUCGUGUGUGUUCUGGCCAUCGUUUAUUGCAAAAUCCUCGGCCCUUACUGGCAGCUCCUGAAAAGCGGGGCCGAGUACUCUCUCUUCAGCCAGUACAUGCUCUGUCUCUACCAAAAGUUCCUUGAUUGGUCCAAAGAUCCUUCAACCCUGCUGGAACCCGAAGAGGCCAUGAAUGUUUUUCUGCAGUUCCCAUUGCAGGAGAAAACCUUUGACGGAGUGUUUCAUUACUGUGGCCAGUGGCACACGAACAGGGACCUAAUCCGAGCGUGCCUGAAGAAGAUGGUAAAGGUGAUUGCGGCCGUCACUGAGGAACACCUCAAGGAUUUCCUGCCAGGAGGAACAUUUUCUACCGUCCCUUCACCAGAUCUGAGUUUACGACUGGUGAGUUGCACGUUCUCCGUGUUGAUGGCGGAGUAUCCCUCCAGCCAGCCGUACCCUGACAAGAAGAGGAAGUUCUCUAAGCGCUCCUCGCGCAAGAGCUUGGGAAGCUCUCAGGAAGAUGAUGGCCGAUCUGGUGCAUCUGACGGCAGCUCCGAUGAUUCUUGUGCUUGGCGGGCGAAACAUGCUACCCAAAUUGACCAGAGGGAUGAGCACAGUCCGCAGAUGAGGAAAAUGGUCAAAAAAGAAAAGUCACCCGAAGAGGAGAACAUGGAUAGGGACUACAUAAUAGCCACGGUGAGCAGAAACGGAGGGCCAUGCAAGUCGCAGCAGGAUGUCGACAAAAUGAUGCUGCGCUUUGACGGGAAAUCCCGAGCUGAGAAACGGGAAGCAGUCCGUUGUGAGGUCUUGUACCAGAAGAUGGUUAUGAACAACACGGACCGGAACUUGUACUGCGUCUUUAGCAACGUCACAAAAAUGGUAAUGAAGCUGAAGGUCGCACUUCCCCGAGUAAAGCCUGGCUACUCUCUCGUUUGGGCGCCCAGAAAGACCAAAAUAAAGCCUGUGCUCCAAGACCUGAAGGAUGCUGCAGCUGGUCGGAGUGAAAAUGGAGGAACAUGAGAGCUUUUAUGGCAUCUUCAAAUUAUGAAGUUUGAUUAUUAUACUUUUGAUAUUGCCUUAAUAAUUGGCAUGCUGCUGUUUUGUAACGAGGCUUUUUCAUGAAAGUUUACCUUUUUUUGUCACCGAGAAGAAAAUGUAUAUUCAAGAUCAGUCAAUAACCAUGCUGACUUAAAAGAUGUAUAAACGAACCACUGACAGAAUAAACAACGUUGUCCAUA